Rangifer tarandus platyrhynchus (Svalbard reindeer) is the source of this 390-nucleotide messenger RNA. NCBI's taxonomy places the organism in Eukaryota, Metazoa, Chordata, Mammalia, Artiodactyla, Cervidae. The record is from the annotation of a GenBank genome assembly.
AUGGCUGAGCUAAUCCAGAAGAAGCUGCAGGGAGAAGUGGAGAAAUAUCAACAGCUGCAGAAGGACUUGAGUAAAUCCAUGUCAGGGAGGCAGAAACUAGAGGCACAACUAACAGAGAAUAAUAUCGUGAAGGAGGAACUGGCCCUGCUGGAUGGGUCCAACGUCGUGUUUAAACUUCUGGGGCCGGUGCUGGUCAAACAGGAGCUGGGGGAAGCUCGGGCCACAGUGGGGAAAAGGCUGGACUACAUCACAGCUGAGAUUAAGCGAUAUGAAUCCCAGCUCCGGGACCUAGAGCGGCAGUCAGAACAGCAGAGGGAGACCCUUGCUCAGCUGCAGCAGGAGUUUCAGCGGGCGCAGGCGGCAAAGGCAGGGGCUCCUGGGAAGGCCUGA